AACUACUAGUCCAGUCCAGUCCAGUAGUAGGCGUGGGAUUGCCUUUGUAACGGCUCCCACUUAUUAUCCUUAUUCUUGAUUAUUGAUUGGCGUUGUUGUGUCUUUUAGUUUUGUUCAAUUUUCUAUUAUUAUUUUUUUGAAAAGGAGUCCGCUGCAAAUACGGAACUCCCGACAGUCAAUACUCAACUGUGACAUUAAGAUCAAGUUCGGUACACCGGAUUAUCAACAAACGUUUGUGGGGCGUCAACAAGCCCUGCCCUCGCCACCACAACAAUAACCCACCGCAGCCACCACACCCUUGACCACCUCGCAGGGCCACCACCACCACCACCACCAGCCUGUCCACCACUCAGCACACACCUCCCCCCUCCCGCCUCACCCCCCACUGGCAGGAUUUUCAACAUGCCGCCCCAACUUCCCACACCCACUGACGAGCAUUCAGCCAUGGAGGUAAUGAAGCACUUCUCAGACAUGGCAUACAUGACAAUCUUCAAAGACACGUUUGACAAGGCUACCAAGAUUCUGUAUGGAAAGGAGGUUGCUGUAAAUCUGGAUCUUUCAAAGCGGAUGAUGUUCUCCUGCUACUUGUGCAGCAAAGACAUGAAUGCCGAGACAGCCUUGAAACAACAUACAGUGUCAGGAACCCACCAAAAGAACCUUGACAAGAAGAGGAGGGCACAUCAGAGCCAUACUUCCCGCCAUGAUGUGAAGUACCACCACAAAGACCCAUCCUAUGGUGACCCCAAGAGCCUGCGGAGCAUGUUGUUGACCAGCCAAGUGAAGCCAGUCGGUUUACAGAUGAUUGAGGAAUACCAAGAGAGGCCUUCAGGAGGAAAACGUUACUACAAGUGUAUUCUGUGUGGUGCUCACGGCAAACUGGAUUCCAUCUACUGGCACACCAUUGGCAACAGACACACAGAAAAAUACAUAAAAUCUGGUGUGGUCCUUAAAACUUCAUUGCUCGAUCCCAAAGACAGGGAGAUGGUCCGUGAAUUUCUGCUAAAAAAGGAAAAAAUAACUGUGUCCGCCAUUAAAACAUAUAAAGAUAGGAGUCUCUUCCCAAAGAUGUGGUCAGAUUACAGUGACUCUUUACGAUUUACAAGUCAAAGGAAGAGAGAAACACAGUGGGUGUCAGAGACCACCUUAGCAACUCCUUCAACGAGCAGAAAACGUCCGCACUCCUCCAGCCCAGAUACUUCCUCUUGGGAAUCUCCAUCCUCCUCCUCUUCCAAAGCGUCUAGGAAUGAAAUUCAACAAAGCAGACCAAGGGAAACAUCGCCUCUCUGUAUGUUCCGAAACCAGUCUCCUCCUUCUCCUUCAGCUGAUGACAAGCUAAAAACAAUGAAUCUCCAUCAGUCCCCCCAAUGCAGAGAUGUUGUCAAGUAUGACCAGAGUGUACAGAAGUUUGACCUGGAAGAACUCAUGAUCCAGUUCAACUUUGUUGUGAAAACAAGCCAUUUACCUGAGUUUGAUAUACAGACUCAAGAGGAUGUCAAGGCAGCUAUUGACAUGAUGUUUAAGAUCAGCUCUGCACUUCACUUCAUCACCAAAGUUAAACUUGAAAAUUCACAAGAGAGUUCUAAAGAGAUCAUUGGCAACCUCAUUCACAAGAAAAGUCUAUUGUCUAAGAUUAUGGGUAACAUAAAGCUCAGAAUGGAAGCAGCAUUAUUACAAAGUGAAGGGUUUCAGUCAUAGGAAGGAAGAAAAUGGUGACAGGAAGGAGACUCAGGCCCAAAGGGAGGAAAGCUUGCUGCUGCUGCCACUGAAGGAAAGAAGAAAGGAUUGCAGUGACACAGGACAAUACUGAUACAAAGACAGUGCUGAUACUUGUUAGUCACAGUGUAGUGCGGCGACUAAGCCUGAUAGGUGAGCCUCCCAUAACUCCCUCUGUCAGCGGGGGUACCUCUUUGGCCGACUGGUUAAGGAGUGGCUCUCCCGUCUCGCUGGUCACGGGUUCGAUCCCCAGCGCCAGCAUAACCUUUCCUUGUCUGGAUUAAUUUCUAGUGUGUUUUGUUACACAUGGUGGUCGUGUUGGAGCCGUGUAGUGCGGCGACUAAGCCUGAUGGGUGAGCCAACUGGUUAAAGGAGUGGCUUUCCCGUCUCGUUGGUAGCGGGUUCGAUCCCCAGAGCCUGCAAAACCUUUCCUUGUCUGGAUUAAUUUCUCGUGUGUUUCGUUACACGCAGUAGUCGUGUGGGAGUGCAGUAAAGAUUAAAAAUUCUGGCAUUUCAACAGCAAAAAGGAAGUUGAUGGAAAGUGAAAAACAAUAAACUUCUUAAAAAAGCAAAUUGUCAGCCACUGCAAAGGAGGUAACCAAGAGGAAAACAAAAUGAAAGCAAAAAAAUCUGCUCGUGGCUAUCUUUUUAAAAGUCCAAUUUUAGAUGCCAGAAGAGUAAUCAAUAUGAAUUGAUUUUUUUUUUUUUUUUUUUUUUUUUUUUUUUUUUUUUUAGUGGCAUGCCGUUUGUGAGGACUAUAUGAUAGCCAUGAUGGGUUAAGCCUCUUUGUGGUUGUACCUGGUUAAUGCACACACACACACACACACACACACCAUUGUUUGACCAAGUUCUGUAAAAUCAGUUGUUUUAUGUAUGUGGACGAAAUAAUAGUUAUGCUGUUAUUAGUAGUGCUUUCUGUUAUUGUACAGAUGUUUUGGAGUUCUGAAUCUUCAUAAAAAGAGAUACUAGUCACUAGCAUUACUGAAAGUGGAAGGUCAAAUGUUUUAUAUUUAUUUAAUAUAGUUGUUUGAAUUUA
Molecule: messenger RNA, 2749 nt
Organism: Eriocheir sinensis (Chinese mitten crab)
Lineage: Eukaryota; Metazoa; Arthropoda; Malacostraca; Decapoda; Varunidae
Exons: 14
Coding region: 403-1695 (430 amino acids)
Source: RefSeq, a predicted model, not a curated record